Molecule: messenger RNA, 1766 nt
Organism: Rhopilema esculentum
Lineage: Eukaryota; Metazoa; Cnidaria; Scyphozoa; Rhizostomeae; Rhizostomatidae
Product: ATP synthase subunit beta, mitochondrial
Biological process (GO): proton motive force-driven mitochondrial ATP synthesis; proton transmembrane transport
Cellular component (GO): proton-transporting ATP synthase complex
Molecular function (GO): proton-transporting ATP synthase activity, rotational mechanism; ATP hydrolysis activity; ATP binding
Source: RefSeq, a predicted model, not a curated record
AUAAGUUGAAGCAUGCGUCGUCCCAUCCCUCGCUUUCCUCCACGGCCAUGUUGAGACAGGGAUUGAGAAGGCUUGCGAAUGGUGUUGUAAAACCAGCGCUAUUGCAGCGCUCGGUUCCGACAGCACACCAAAGGUUACUGCCAGCAUGUGUUGAAAGCUUAAAAAGCAGAAAUGUCACCACAGACACAACAAAGAAUAAGGCUGCAGCUGCACCAUCAGGGAAAGCUGAGCUCCCAAAAGCAGCAGGAGCCGGCAACUUGGGAAGCAUUGUUGCUGUCAUUGGUGCUGUUGUAGAUGUACAGUUUGAAGGAGAACUGCCUCCAAUUUUGAAUGCCCUUGAAGUUCAAGGAAGAACCUCAAGAUUGGUAUUAGAGGUUGCCCAGCAUUUAGGAGAAAAUGUUGUUCGAACAAUCGCUAUGGAUGGUACUGAAGGUCUUAUUCGUGGCCAAGGAGUUUUAGAUACCGGUGAUCCAAUCAAAAUUCCGGUUGGCCCAGAGACUUUAGGCAGAAUUAUCAAUGUAAUUGGAGAGCCCAUAGAUGAAAGGGGCCCCAUCUUAACUGACAAGCGAGCACCUAUUCAUGCUGAAGCACCAGAAUUUAUUGAAAUGAAUGUCAAUCAAGAGAUUCUGGAGACUGGAAUCAAAGUUGUAGAUUUAUUAGCACCUUAUGCGAAAGGAGGAAAAAUUGGUCUGUUCGGUGGUGCUGGUGUAGGCAAAACUGUAUUGAUUAUGGAACUUAUUAACAAUGUUGCCAAAGCCCAUGGUGGUUAUUCAGUGUUUGCUGGCGUAGGAGAGAGAACACGUGAAGGAAAUGAUUUGUAUCAUGAAAUGAUUGAGUCUGGAGUCAUUGACCUCAAAGGAGAUGGAUCAAAGGUGUCCCUUGUGUAUGGUCAAAUGAAUGAACCACCAGGUGCAAGAGCUCGUGUUGCUCUUACAGGACUUACAGUUGCAGAGUAUUUCAGAGAUCAAGAAGGACAAGAUGUGUUGCUUUUUAUUGAUAACAUUUUCAGAUUUACACAGGCAGGUUCAGAGGUAUCUGCCUUGCUUGGACGUAUCCCAUCAGCUGUAGGCUACCAACCAACCUUGGCAACUGAUAUGGGUACUAUGCAGGAAAGGAUUACCACAACAAAGAAAGGAUCUAUUACUUCAGUACAGGCUAUUUAUGUGCCAGCUGAUGACUUGACUGAUCCUGCUCCAGCCACAACCUUCGCUCACUUGGAUGCCACCACUGUCUUGUCUCGUGGUAUCUCUGAGUUGGGUAUUUACCCAGCUGUAGAUCCACUUGAUUCAACAUCACGUAUCAUGGACCCCAAUGUUGUUGGAAUGGAACACUAUGAUGUAGCAAGGUCAACACAGAAAAUUCUACAGGACUACAAAUCACUUCAAGACAUCAUUGCUAUUCUUGGUAUGGAUGAAUUGUCAGAAGACGACAAGCUAACUGUUGCAAGGGCCAGGAAGAUCCAAAGGUUCCUGUCACAACCAUUCCAGGUCGCAGAAGUAUUCACGGGUCAUUUGGGAAAACUUGUCCCAUUGUCUGAAUGUAUUUCUGGAUUCAAGAAGAUUCUUUCAGGAGAGCUCGACCAUUUGCCAGAAGUAGCUUUUUACAUGGUUGGAAAUAUUGAUGAAGCCGUUGCAAAAGCCGAAAAGCUUGCCCUAGAACACUAAAUUCCUAGACAAUAGAUGAGAGCUAUUUGAAUUUCUUUUGUGCUUGAUUCUUUCCCCUUGUAAAAUUUCAUGUUUCUGAAUGUUUAAAUGUGUGUUAUACAA